Messenger RNA from Leptomonas pyrrhocoris, 5561 nucleotides. RefSeq lists its product as hypothetical. The transcript has a single exon. The record is from RefSeq and is a predicted model, not a curated record. Lineage: Eukaryota; Euglenozoa; Kinetoplastea; Trypanosomatida; Trypanosomatidae. Bases 1074 to 5561 code for a protein of 1495 amino acids.
GUUGCUGAGGGAGCUGAAGCUGGCUCAACAGCGCUGCUGCUUACAACAAGCGAUAACUCUUCGUCAUCCGCGUUACACAACGGCACCAAAGUAGGGCGUAAACUGUGACGGCUUAUUUCACGGAAAGGAUGCAAACGUGUUUGACGUGGGAAGAAAACGAAUCGAUAUUUCCACGUUGAGGACGGCAACUCUGUGUGUCAUCGUUAUUGGUGGUGCCGCCCGGUAACUUGUCCGUCGGUGAAGCUGCGCUGCACUUUAUAGUUAAAGUCGGGGGAAAAGACGGAGUCAACAGCCGCAUUUUCCGUGUGCCACGUCCUUUUCGCUCCUAUCAUCGCUGUGGACACCACGCGUUUCCACGACCUACGUGGCGCUUUCUAUACCAAAAGAGCGACGUUUUCUUACCUGGCCUCUUGCACCGACUAGCGAAAGAUUUUUCUUUCCUUCUUCUUUCCUCAAGCGACUUCCAGUCAUCCCAGCGCACGGAAAACGCACCGGACGUUUUCUCCUUUUGUUUUCUCUUCCAUCGGUCACGAACGUCGUCACUUCACAAGCCGCAAUUCCAAUCGUCUUCCCCAUUAAACGAAUGUGUGUGUGUGUGCCUUUGCAACGGAUCUUUCUUUUUUCUUUGGUUGAAGAGAGUUGUGUAGAGUGAAGGGAACUCUUGAGUGGUUCGUCGCAUAUUUAUUUCUCCCCUAUUUUAAAAAGCGGAUAUACGUAUAUCUUCAGGACAGAUUGCCCACAUUUCCGGUUUCAUAUUCUGCGCGGUUGCGUUGCACAUCAGGUGUUCAGCAUUUUAUCUUCGCGCUCUUCUCUCUUUUCUCUUCGCGGGCUUGCUUUCCUUCGCUUUGUGGACCCGAGUAUUGCCUUGAAGGAAAAAGAAGAGGAUUUGUGCGCACAUCUACACAGUGUUGUUCGUCUCAGCUUCCGCGACGCGUGGACGAGUACGCUUGGCAGGAAAAGCAUAUUUAUAUAUAUAUAUAAAUAUAAGCCGUGCGAUCAAAAGAAAUCCGUCUUUUGCUCGGCCGUUCUCGAACGCAUUAGGCAUCAUCGGACGUACAAACGUGAAAACGAAGAUGAUGCUAAUAAGGACGCUCGCGGUUCUUCUAGCUGCCAUCCUCUUGGCUGCGCAAUGCCAGGCUACAUUUGUGGCAGUGGUUGGUGGAUGCAGCAGCGGCACCGCCGGCUACACCGUCCACUCCUCUGCUGAAAACGACGAGGCGACGCAGUUUCUCGUUGCAAACAAUAUCCGCAGCGCCGUCCUCCCUGCCCACGUGUCAAGCGGCGUGCUCGCGUGGGACAGCGGAGACGCCAUCACGUGGCAGCCCAGCUCGUUUGUAGUGCCUGCGAACGGCAACUACCAAGUGCUGCUGCGGUACAACGGAAAGUGGGGACUCGCCUCCGGCGACGUGUCGUCUUUCACGUUUCUGUGCACUAGCGGCGGUGGAUCAGACACGACGACGACCACGACGACGACCACGUCGACCACGACGUCCACCACGACGACUCCCUUCCCUUCAUCCUCGGUCUCAAGCGACGAUGUCCCGCCCACCGCAGCACCCACCACGACCACGUCCACCACCACCAGCACCGCUGCUCCCGCGACCACCACGACGACCACCACGACGACUACCACUCCAACCCCACCCGCUGGGCCCACCGUGCCCUCUGUCAUGCAAGCGCUGAAGAACACCAUUUUCGAUGCGGUGACCACGAUCCGUGUGAUGGACUUCACGGCCAACGUCGUCUACCUGCCCGGCACUGCCAGCCUCGUCCAGAACCUGCGGACGCUAUGUACCGAGAACAGCGUCAUCGCACUGCGCUUCGGGGCGUCAGGCCCGGUCUCGGCUCUCCUGACAGACUCCACCACCGUCUCGGUUGGCUUCCACGUGCCAUACAGCCUGUACAACGUUUCGGAUAUCGCCAGCUACGCCCUGCACCUCGUGACGCUUGAUGGCACGGCCACGGCGACCGCCGUCACGGCGCAACUGCGCAUCAUGCCGGUCGUGACCACUCUACAGCAGAUGCACUCUGCCGUGACGAUCCGCGAGGAGGCGGGUGGAAGCUCCGACAAGAUCUUGACCACCGUCCGUUUUGCGGGCGAGGGGACGACGGUGCCGUACACCACCGACGUCUCUCUCGCCUUCACCUCUGCGCUUAGCUUCACAAUGAUCAACAACGGCGUUGUUGGAAGCGCGUGUAGUCCGUCGCCGUCGCCGCUGCCGUACUUCUUCACGCGCCACGACUUGCGAUUUGUCAUCCCUGCGUCGUACGUCAGCCGCGUCAACUCCGGCCGCAAGAGUAUCUGUGCAUCGUACAACGGCAGGAACACGGUGAUCGCCGCGCUCUCCAUACAAGGCCUCGGCGCCACCACCACGGCCGCCAGCUUUCCUGUCUCCGCGCCUAUUCCCGUGACGCUGCUGGGCGGCUCCACGACAUCUCUCGCCAAAGGCGCGUACACCGCCUUUGUGUCGUCGUCGUCGGCGUGCUCUUCUGUCACAGCGGACAUAUCACUUCUUCCUUUCAAUACCUUCCGCAGCGCCGUCGACACUGCUGGCACGCCCAGCGCGCUGCUCGUGACGACGGACGAGGCGCACAUUGGUCUCCACGUGUGCAUGCGUCGCGCUUUGACAAAGACGAAAUUCGCUGUCACGUACAACGGCGCACCUGUCACCAUCGUCCGCGCCGCCCCGGUGAGGACGGUCACCACCGCUGGCCUAGUCCUCACCAUCUUCAACGGCAGCAGCGGCUCGGUUAAUUUGACGGAGUUCAUCCGCGCCCCUGCAGACUCGACAGAGGUGGAAGCGUACGCAGCGGUGAGGGCCACAUUGGCGCAAAAUUACGUCGCCGUCCGCUUCGUUCCGGUCAAGGCUGGCGCCGCGGCCACUGCAGCCGCGCGUGCAGCCGCUUGCCAACAAGCGAAGUCGGCUGAGGCGACGCAGGGUGUGUCGAACAGCGUGAUGCAGGUGUCCUACCCCUUGUACCUCCGGCAGGCGUACGGUGUGCUGUGCGCCGCCCAGCAGUACUUGCGCGUCGACUACGUGGUUGUGCAGCCGGACCACUGGCUUGUGUCUGUGGCCGGAACGACGCAGUUCACCUCGCACACUUUUGUGCUCUCCUCCGGCCCGAGCCAAGACGCGGCCCCCAUCACCGUGCACAGCGGCACGUCCUCGUCGGCCGCCACCAACAUCGCCGUCCGCUUCUCCGCAGACGGCAGCUGCGCCUACGGCCACACUUCCCCCAUCAGCUCCUACGGCACUCAGCAGUUCAUCACCUACCCGACCUCCUCUUUGGGCGUCUACACAGUGUGCGCGGGCAUUUACAGCCUGCCGGGGACUUCGAUGUUCGUGUCUACCGGGGCCACCGUCUCCAUGGCGCCGUACGAGUUGGCCCGCAGCAACUGGCUUCUCGACGCCGGCAUCGAGGGCAGCGAGUGGACGCCGUGCGGCAGUGUGUCGAUGUGCGGCCUUCACACGGAGCAGAAGUACAUUCAGGUAUGCAACGGUGCCGUGAAUACCAACGUCUGGCCGGCGCGUCUCGACGGCGCCUUCGAGCUCCCUGGUAGUCUGACGGUGCGCAUGUCCGGCAACCUAUACGAGGCGGCGGCACUGGCGCUGAUGAACCACGUCUACGUCGCCAUCGACGCGGCCUCUUCGCAGUGCCAGGAGUUCGGCGUGUGGGCGAUAUCAGCCGACGACGGUGCCUCCUACGGGCCGGGCGCGGUAGUGCUCGGUAACCACCCGCAGGUGGCGCUGACCCCCUCCACGGAAGUCUCCGGCGUAGCGGUCGGCUUCGUGCCGUGGGACGCGCCGUGCCAGGACCGCCACUCCGGGUCUGACGUGAUGGUGGCCCGCAACGCGGAUGGGGUGUCGGUGAUAGACAUGAGCAACUUCCUCUACACAAAAACGGAGGCCUACUACGCUGUGUGUACCUACAACGGGAUCAACUGGGCCCGUAUCACCGACACCUACAUCAAGGUGAUCAGCGGCGUCGUGAAGGUCUACCGCGCCGAGGCGAUCAACACCGGUGAUACGGUGACGAACCAGAACCGCAUUCACCUCUACCAGACCCAGACAGCGAUUUGGUCGGUCAUCGGAACUUUUAGGUCGUCGGCGGACAUGGUGUUCGAGCUCGUAUGGAACGACGAGACGUGCACUGCUAGCCCCGCGUACGCGACGGCGCUCACGUAUGUGUCGCCCAGCACCGCCAACGUCACAGUCGAGGCGUCGCUGAUCGCUGCGGCACCCGCGGAUGCUGCCAACGCUGUCCUCUACCCUUGCUACGCCCUCGGCACCUCUAGCGCCACAGCGUCGCCUCUGCCCUUUGAGCAGCACCGCCACCGCUCCGUCGUGGUCACGCAGCUCACCCUCGCCUCCCUGUACUACCUCCCGGAGUUCGCCCUCUCUUAUGCCGCGCCGGAAGACACGCGGGUGCUCUUCACCGACCCCGCGAGCCCACCCAUCACGCGUGUAGCACUGCACAAGGGGAGCAGCCGUGACGACACACCGCAGUGCGGCGCCGCUCCUGACAUGGCGGCCGUGCUGACGGUGGAGACGGACGACUUGGGCCAGCGCUGGAUCACGAUGCCCGCCACCUUGACGCAGAGCCUUGCCGCCGGUGCGACGGAUGAGGUCUUUGUGAAGCUGUGCGCCACCGCCUCCAGCAGUAUCGACCCUGCGUUCGUGGCAGUGGACGCCUUCUUCGUCCUGAACAGGGUCGGUACCAGCCUGACGGACGCCCCGAUGGCGCUGCGUCUGUCCUUUCUCCCGUUGAACACCUCGACGGACCUGUUAGAGUACGCGGUGGGCAAGAAGGAAUUGGUUAAGUACGCCUCUAAGGUGCUGAAGGUGCCGGAGGCGACGGUGCUGGUCGCUUCACUCGGCAACAACGCCUUUGAGCUUUUUAUCCACCCCACGCAGGCCACCGGUGCGGCACCCCAGUCGACGGAAGCACCGACGCAGCAGCUCUACAGCUUGCUGAAGGCAGACACCGAUCUCCCCCUCUACGCGUACAGUCAGGAGAACACCUCCGCCGUGUUUGCGCUGGCCACCGUAGAGGGCGUGCUGCUCGCGGACCAAAGCCCCAUCGCCGCGUACCCGGUGCGCGGCCUGAAGACGUCGGGCUCGAGCACGACCGUGAACAGCCUCUCCGGGCUGAGCAUCGCCCUCUUCUGUGUGGUGGUCGCCCCGACGACGGUGGGCUUUGUGGCCUUCUCGGUACAGCAGACCCUUCCGACCCUCACCCGCUCCAAGGGGGACAAGAAGUCGCAGGUGUACCCCGAGGCGGGCGACUCGCCGCCGCCGCGCAAUCCCGGCGGUGCGGGCGACAAGGAGAUGGAGGAAAGCAGCCCGAAGAAGGAGGAGCCAAUGAGCGACAUUCCGCUUUCCGUUGUGCCACGCGCAGAGGACACGGCAGCCAACCCGCUCUACGACUCCGACGACGAGCCGCCGACGCGGCAGGCGAAGGACAUGGGCAGCUCGCCACCGCUGCGCAACGAUACGUUUGCCAUGGAGAACAAGAAGCCCGCGACGCGCUCCUCCGCGAGCGAUGACGACCUGAAGUAG